AAUGCAUAUGUCAUUAAAUAGCGAUUUAGGGUUAGGAUAUGGAUCAAAAGUUAGAGUAGGUUAGGUCGUUCGGAGGAUUAGAUGAGGUUAGAUUAGCUGUCGCGCGCGUACGCGCUGAAGUCGAAGUUUUCAUUUAGACGCUCGCUACAAGACGAGCGCUACACAAACACGCCCACAUAAGUGCUGUAACGAGCUUAUCAUGUGUGUAUUUUGCACACGCAGCGCAGUCGCGCGUAUUCGCGCUCGCACAAAACGACAUCCAUAACCUGCCCGUGUGAUAAUAAUAAUAACGACAAGGUAUCGACACUUCGGCGACGCUUUAUCGCCCUCUUGCGAAAUGGGAGCUUAUCAAGAUAUCAUCAUGCUCAUUCGACACGACUGACUUAUCGAACAAAUACAUCGAUAACUGUGCUCCUCGAUAAGAAUGCAGACGCAUCGUUAAAAUGACUCUGUUAAUUACACUGUGAUUACGCUGGAAUUUCGGGGAGAUCGCAUUCGAUCGUGUAGCCGUCGUGGAGAGAGAGAAAUCGUCGCCAGACACAUACAUACACACAUGCUGCGCAAACAGAAAGAUGAAGCUGACUCGUUAAUCGUUGAAAGAUGGCACAGGACUUGAAUACACUCUGCCACAGGAAAUCGACGCGUUGCAUGAAGGUCCCGCUGAAGUCGACCGAGCAGAUAUACCUGAUCUUCCUAGUACCAGCAGUGAUCAGCUGCUUCGUAUACAUAGUGCACUUCUCCGCCGACCUGGUGGUAGCUAUUCAACACUUCAAGGAGAACAAUCCAUUAUGGGGAUCCUGCACUCUCAUAAUCAUGUACGCACCGGCGCUCGUGUAUUUUAUACUGACGAUAUCAAGGCCAGACUGGUGGAUGACAGAUGACGAUAAAGUGUCCAAAGGCGUUCUCGGCUGGUUCGCCCUCCAAAUGUGCCACUUCGUAGGAUUUGUGUUUUUCGCGUUGUACAGAUACGCAGGACUGAUCGUAUUAUCUGUGGACGCCAUCAAGUUAACCGGCGAUGCAAGGAUGAAAACACUGAACCUAGCCGCGGCACCUGCGGCCAUUGAACUGUACUUCUUCCUGCAGGCAUGGUUCCAAGCUGCUCCCCAGGCUGUCCUCCAGACCUACCUGCUCUUCAAGCAGAACCCUAUGCACCGCAGCUAUCAGUCGGUAAUGGUGCACGUAGUUUGCAUCCUCAUGUCUGUCGUAAUACUGGCCAUUCAGACAGCCUCCUUCCAAAGAUUCGAAAGCCAACGUUUGAACGGCAGAAGGCUACCGUGGGCGAUGUGGCUGAAAAAAUACUGCGUCAAGGAAAUGGAGAGCAUCGAAGAACGGGCGCCGUUGCAGGCGGCGUUACCUGCGAGGGAUCAGGACAGAACAAAUGCACCGUCCGAAUCCACUCCACCGAAGGACGACGAGACGAAGCCGGAGGUGACAGUCCCCGGGAGCGUGCAGCAGCAGCCGUCCCCGGCGCAGACGGAGUCACACCGCGCUUUCUUGGACCGUCAGAUCUCGGUGACGCCGCCGUUGCCGCCGAAGAACGCGCACGUCACCCCGCCGCCGACGCCGCUUCGCGGCAUCACUACGGUCGCGCCACUACCGAUACCGGACGCGCCCGCGCCUCCUCGACCCGACUCCGUCCACAGGGAGUCGCAGCACGAGGCGAACGCCGAGGCGAAUCAGCAGCAGCAGCCGGCGAUGGACAACCCGCCAAGUCUGAAGGUGCCCACACGCAAGUACUCCGAGAAAGGUCUCGAGGAGGACGACCCGGUGGGCAAGUUCCUGGCGUUCCUCUGGUGGUUCCUCUUCAUCCUGGCGCGCGUGCUGGCCAUCGUCGUGGCCUACGAGUUCUACCCGAUUUCCGUGAUCGCUACCUUGGCCGUGCACUACGCCGUGAUGCUGAUCUAUCUUUUCUACUACGCCAAGUACUACGACGCGAUCACGUUCUUCGUAAAUCUCUGGCUCGGUCUGGUCUACGUGUUCAGCUUGAUCGAGUACAGGGUGAAGUUCAAGUACGCUGACAAAUGGACCCUGCCGUAUUAUGUGUUCGUAAUCGUGCAGAACAUAGCGCUGACCUUGACGUGGUUUAUCCACGCCAACUGGGAUGGGUUCUGGUACCCUUACACGGUCUUCGUGAUCGUCGGCUGCACGGUGCUCUGCGUCUUGUCGACCGCAGUUUACCGGUCGUUGUAUAAGCCAAAGAAAUGCAGGGUGUACAGUAGCUGACGAUCACUGGAGGCCUUGCCAUUCGGAUAAGCCUACCCCGGGCGACUCCCCCGAAACUUCCGCUUUUUACUUACCCGACUUUUCUUAAGAAAAUGUCUAGACUGCUUUGUGUUCAAGACGAUGUUUUGAGAGACUUUUGUCAGUAUUCUGCGCGUAGACAGACAGACAGACACACACACAUACACACACACACACACAAUCGUACGUGAAACGUAUAUAUAUAUAUAUAUAUGUUUAUACGUAAUAUCGUUAUAAAUUACAAUGUCAACUCUACUCUUACAUACUACUUUUAGAAUCAAACGAUUCGAUGUAGAAAAUGACUCUUCUUCGUAGACUACUUCUAGGCAGCACGUUCCGCUCCUUAACUGUGUACUUUACUUAUUCAUAAGGAGAUAUAUUUACAAUAUUACAUAUAUUUGUAUAAAAAAGAAGAGUGGCCCUAUAUGUAAUGUAUGCUCACGUAAUAGGCGCCACUCUUUAAAUGUUGUUAGAAUAUCUGUGAGAAUAUCGAAAACUUUUUCCCCUCUUUACGUCCAGCGACAUCCGAACGUAAACCCUCGCUCACACAGGAUACGAGAUCCUUCUUUGAAUAAAACGAAACUGCAGCCUAGUGUCGCUCAAGUAGCACCGCGAGUCUGUUGCGUCCGUUCGCACUAGUCUUGAUUCGCUACGCAUGUUUUAUAUAUUGUGACGUGACAGAAUUAAUUACGAAGGUCCAACCGGGGAAGAAUUCGCGCCACUCCGCCCACGACGGGAACGGCCGGAGUUCUUUCGCUUUUUUCUUGUUAGUAAAAUUUCGGAGCUGAAUUUUAACGUCGCAGGAUGCUAUGUUGAUUGCGCGCGAAUUCCUCGGGUUCCGCGGCUCGGAUGAGUUUUUUUUUUUCGGUUGCAAGUCGAUCGGAAAAACUUGCUGAGAUGCCGCAUUGCGGCCCAGAGUAUCGAGGACGUUUUGGAUACUGAAAAAGAGAACGAAAUCUAGACAACGGCGAAGAUUUUGCAUUCUGAGGAGAGUGAAGGUCCUGCAAGGGCAGUGGGACAAUCCGUGUCCAGCCACGGCUCCUUCGUUUGCGAGUCGCGUUGAGAGUGUCCGUAAAUAAUUUCGCGUCGGUGCUCUCAGGUUGUCUGUCGAUUUCCGAGCGCGCCAAAUGGCCAAACCGGAAACAACGACAGCCACGUAGUCAUCGUGUCAUUCGUGUCUGGUUCGUCACAUUUCUUUCUAUUUCUCUCUUUUUUUUUCUUUCAAGUUCAUUCGUCUGUAGCGUCGGAGAUAAUUAGUAUCGCGUUGAAUAUUUGCAUUCGUUAACGCCUUUGCAGGUAACAAAUGUUUCAUCGCGGCCGAUUAUUCUUCGACCGCAAGGAGAAUAAUCAGCUGUGAUCGAUCAAUUUCCUUUAUGGAACUAACGGUUACAGAGAAAUCGCGUGGUAUCAACCAGAUUUAACGGUAAAAUACGGAACAACUAAUCAUGUGGUUGCUGCAACUGCAGCAGUACAAUCAGUCGCGCGUAAUCGUCGUUUCUGCUCGCGUCGGUUAUCUUCGAAAAUAGUCACCGUCGUGGUCGCUUCUAUCGGUGCUCAAAGCGAGUCGGGAAGAAUCGAAUUUAC
This is a messenger RNA of Dinoponera quadriceps, 3825 nucleotides long. RefSeq lists its product as uncharacterized. NCBI's taxonomy places the organism in Eukaryota, Metazoa, Arthropoda, Insecta, Hymenoptera, Formicidae. Bases 601 to 2223 code for a protein of 540 amino acids. The transcript has 6 exons. Gene Ontology annotation, biological process: phosphatidylserine exposure on apoptotic cell surface; apoptotic process involved in development; engulfment of apoptotic cell. The record is from RefSeq and is a predicted model, not a curated record. Gene Ontology annotation, cellular component: plasma membrane.